Messenger RNA from Mytilus trossulus (common blue mussel), 3543 nucleotides. Its product is annotated as serine/threonine-protein phosphatase 6 regulatory ankyrin repeat subunit C-like. The coding region runs from base 1 to 3543 and encodes 1180 amino acids. Gene Ontology annotation, molecular function: protein binding. Lineage: Eukaryota; Metazoa; Mollusca; Bivalvia; Mytilida; Mytilidae. The record is from RefSeq and is a predicted model, not a curated record. The transcript has a single exon.
AUGACAGCCUGUCAGUUUGCACAAGAAAUGAUCGUAGAGAAAGAUACAGGUACAAUAUAUUUUAAAAACAUUAUCCCACAGAUUGAAGUAAGUCACAAUGACCAGUAUGAAGUGAUAGAGUUUCUUGUCAAAAAUGACGCAGAAAUAAAUAUGAUUGACAAUAGGGGAUUUACUCCCCUUAUUAUUGCAUGCAAAAAUAGAAAUGCUUGUCUUGCUGAAUUCUUAAUCAAUUCCAAUGCUGAUGCAAAUUUGGCAGCUGGUGAUGGGUGCACUCCAUUACAUACUGCAUGUUUAGGAGGUGAUGAGAAAAUGGUAAAAUUACUCUUACAUAAUAAUGUUAACAUAGACAAAGAAGACAAUGAAGGUUCGUCACCUUUGAAAACUGCCUCUGUCAAUGGUCAUCAUGAAAUAGUCAGAACACUACUGCAGAACAAUGCUAAUGUUGACAAAGCUGAUAAUGAUGGAUGGACAUCACUAAUGACUGCUUGCAAAACCGGAAAUUUCACAGUGAUCAGUGUUUUAAUAGAGUGCAAAGCGAAUGUCAAUUAUUCUAGUCCGAUAGGGGAUACUCCCAUAAUCAUAGCAUGCAUACACAGUGACAAGGAAAUAGUUGAAAAGUUGCUGGAAUGUGGUGCUAAUUACAAUACACCUAACCAUAUUGGACAAACUCCGCUUUUAAAGGCGAUUAUGUAUGGUCGGACAGAGAAUGUUUCAGUAUUACUGCAGCAUAACGUUGAUAUAAAUAUAACAGACAAUAAUGGCAUAAGCCCAUUAAAAGCUGCAUGCAACGGGAUGAAUGUAGUUAUUAUCGAAUCACUUUUCAAAGCUGAAGCUAUAAUGGAUAUUGAAGAUGAAUAUGGUUACACUCCUCUCCUAAGCGCCUGUGAAGCACAAAACUCGGAAGUAAUUUCUCUGCUUAUUCAAUCUGGAGCCAAUGUAAAUAAAAUUGCCCCAGAUGGCUGGAACCCUUACCUUCUUGCCAUUAGAAAUAGUAACAAUGUAUUAGCAAACUUUUUAAUUCAUUGUGGAGCUGACCAAAACGCUGUAUCAUUAAUGCAAGCGUGUGAAGAUAAACAUAUUCCUGUAAUUGAAGUAUUAUUAGAUCUAAAUCACAAUGAUCCUUCAAAAACCAUUGAUAACAUGCCUCCUUUCAAGAUGGUGAUUGCAACACGGCAAUUUGAUGUAUUGGAUAUAUUUUUAAAGAAAGGGAUAACAUUUGAUCUAGACAGUCUCAUCUUAAGAAAUCUUAUUGAACACAACGAUGCGGAAGGUUUUUCUGCUCUUACAAAAGCCUGUGAAGGUGGGAACAUGGAAACAUUAACAUACCUACUUGAGCUAGGUGCUGACAUGUUAAAGCCAGACGGGCGUGGAUGUUCUCCUUUAACAAAUGCAUGUAUAACUGGACAGGAACAAAAUGUUGACAUAUUUCUCAAAAAAUCAAGUAAAAACGUAUCCGAAAUUCGUAGUUUAUAUCUGAACACAGUGGACAAUAACGGAUACACACCUCUUACAGCUGCAACAAGCAAGGGACAUGCCCGAAUUAUACAGUCACUUGUUUCAACUGGAGCAAACGUUCACAAGGUUGAUAUGCACGGUCAAUCACCAAUUAUGUAUUCCUGUCAAAGGGGAGACUUAGAGACAGUUAAAAUACUAGUUGCAAAAGGAGCCAGUAUAAAUGUUGCAUCUGAAAUGCAAGCCUCUCCUGUUUCUCUUGCAAUACAGUAUGAGGCAUGGAAUGUUGUAAACUUCUUGAUAGAACAAGGAGUUGAUAAAACACAGACAGAUCUGAUGAGUACCAGUAUCAAUAAAUCUAGUCAUGACAUCUUGACAAAAGCUAGUAAAGAAGGAUUCAAGGCACUGUUCGAAUUUAUCAUAAAUCAUAGUACACCACUUAAUUUAGAUGAUUUGAUUGAAGAUCUAACUAUUUUGAUGCAUGCAUGUAAGAUGAACCAAAAGGAAAUAGUUGAGAUAAUUACUACUAAAAAUAUUAACAUAGACUUGGCAAAUAGUGAUGGUUUUACAGCUUUGAUGUUUGCUUGUCUUGGAGGGUAUACAGACAUAGCUGAAAUCUUGUUACGCAAUCAUGCAAAUGUGAAUGCAUUAAGCAAUCUUGAAAUAACGCCUCUGAUGCUUGCAUGUCAAAGAGGUACAGUUUCAAUCAUUAGUUUACUGUUGAAAAAUGGGGCGAACAAAGAUAAACAAUCAAAGGAUAGAUUAACUGCAUCGUCCAUUGCAUGCUAUUCUAAAAAUUAUGCAGUGGUAGAAUACCUUUUAAGGAGCAGAUUAGAUAGACUCUUGGAAGACGACAUCCGAAAAUUGCUGUCCGAUAGAACAAAAACAGACGUCCGACAUUUUAUUUUAAACAUCUGUAGGAGUGGCUUUAAGUCAAUAUUUGAUUUAUUGAUAGAAAAUGAAAAAAUCAUUGAUGCCGUCGAUUUAGAUGAAAACAGUUAUCUUAUGCUCGCAAGUCAAGGAGGGUAUGUUGAUAUCAUCGAAACACUGCUUAAAAGAGGGGCAAAAAUUAAUUUAAAGAAUAAAUUUGGAUGGGAUGCGCUCAGAUUGGCAUGUAAAGGUGGUCAUGCAAAAUGUGUUAAAAUGCUUUUGCAAAAUGGGGCACAUGCAAAUCAACGUGAUGAGGAAGGUAAAACUCCUUUGAUGAUGGCUUGUGAGGGUGGUUUCUUUGAAGUCAUAACAACAUUAAUACAAUUUGAUGCUGACAUCACAUUAGUUAAUAGAAAAGGAACAUCAGCACUUUCAAUUGCGUCAAGAGAAGGUCACCUUGAAGUUGUAAAAUACAUUAUUAGCAAAGGUACAUACGCCAGUAAAUACGAAAAAGAAUGCUUAAAGUCCUUGAUGGCAGCAUGUGAAAAUGGUCAUCUUGAGAUUGUUCGUCUAUUAAUCGAUACGAAAAUAAAUCUUAAUUUGUGCGAUAGCCAUGGCUUUACACCUCUCAGGAUUGCUUGUAACGGUAGCCAUGAAGACGUUGUCAAUAUUCUGAUUCAAAAUGACGCAGAAAUCAAUAAAGGUGACAAUAACUGUUGGGCACCAUUGAAGUCAGCAUGUAGAGAUGGAAACGAAGCGAUAGUCGCAUUAUUAUUAAAGAUGCGCGCUGAAAUAGAUAAAACAGACAAUAAAGGACGAACCCCUCUUAUGUCUGCCUGUCAAAAUGGACAUAAUAAAAUCGUAAAACUACUCUUAAAAUACCAAGCAGAUAUUGACAUGACAGAUAUGGGUGGUUGGACAGCUUUAAGAACUGCAUGUCAUCAUGGUCAGGCUUCAACAGUGAAAGUCCUAGUAAACAACAGCGCGAACGUUGAUAUUGUUGACAAAUACAGAUGUAGUCCUCUAAAAGCAUGUGUUGAUAAGUGUAAAACCAUAACUGAUUCACAAACACCGAGUCCAAUACAACAAUAUAAGGAAAUAGUUUCGAUUUUGAUCGAAAAUGAUGCUAAUGUAAAUGUGGCUGACAAAAAAGGAUGCACAUGCUUAAUGUCUGCCUGUAAAGGUGGUCACAUUGAUUUGAUUAACCUUUUAUUGACAUAG